UGGACCAGUCGACAUCACACACUGUCUCUUGUUACACACAUACACACACGCACACCUGAGAAUCAUGACAGAAAACAACGAAUUACAAGCUCCAUUCGAAAAGACGUACUACGUUGAUGGAAGGAAGGAAAGGCUGAUGGUAUCUGCUAUGCAUCCCGAUAGCAUCAAGGCACUGAAAGAUUUCGAAGUCCGCGACGAUGACGUAUACAUUGUAACUUACCCGAAAGCAGGUACAACUUUCAUCCUAGAGAUCGUGGAUGCUAUUAUGCACAGAGGAGACAUCGAUGCCAUCAAAGGCAAAAAGAUGGAAGACAAACUGAAUCUGCUUGAAUUAGGCCCGGCACCAGGCAUAGAUGUUGCAACAUAUAAAAAGGUGACGACGUGGAAGUCGCCUCGACAACUCCAGACUCAUCUGCCACGUGACCUGAUGCCACCGCAGCUCUUCACUAAAAAACCUAGGAUUAUCUUUGUAACAAGAAACCCCAGGGACUGUUGCCUGUCUCUCCACCAGUGGCAUGCAACUGUGAAGUUUUUGGAGCCAUGCGAAUGGGAUUAUUAUUUCGAUCGCUAUAUAGAAGGUCAAACAAUAUAUGGGUGUUGGUUUGAACACUUAGCAACAUGGAUGCAACUGAGUGGUCAAGAUAACUUUCUGCAUCUAAAAUAUGAAGAUAUGAAAGAGGAUCGUCAAGGUGCCUCGGAGAAAGUUGCGAAGUUCCUUGGAUACGACCUGACGCCUGAAGAAAUGAAGAAAGUCGUAGACCAUACCGAUUUUAAUAACAUGAAGGAAUAUAUGAAAACUGUAACUCAACGCGACGUGUUCCUACGUGAAAACAGACAUUGGCAACGCAAAGGAACCGUUGGCGGUUGGAAGGGACAAUUCACAGUGGCCCAAAAUGAAAAAUUCGAGGAAUGGGAACAACGAAAAUGCAAAGAGUAUGGAAUCGACUUCAUUCAAUACUAUAGCAAGACACCCAAGAAAUAGAUACAUAAACACAAGCCAUGCCACAUACGUGACUUUAUACUAGGAUUUCGUUUUUACCCAAAAUGCAACUAGGAAACUUUCGCUAGACCUCGUGACAGAGAAUAAUUAAUUUCGUGACCAAUUAAUUUAGAUAUAUUGUGUUCAUAAUUUUUUUUUAUUAUUAUUCAGUGAAUAAAAUGAGCUUCGGGUUAGUUUGAA
Molecule: messenger RNA, 1180 nt
Organism: Saccoglossus kowalevskii
Lineage: Eukaryota; Metazoa; Hemichordata; Enteropneusta; Harrimaniidae
Product: sulfotransferase 1C2-like
Molecular function (GO): sulfotransferase activity
Source: RefSeq, a predicted model, not a curated record